UCCAAUACACAAUGCGUGUUUGACAGCCGCGGAGUUUCACGUCAAAAAAAAUAAAUCAUCGAGUCAUCACUCGACAGGUCAGGCAUGCCUGACAGUGUAAAUAAAUAAAGUCGGCGAGUAGUUGAGAAGAAGUGACAAUUGAGAUUAAUAUGGGAGAAUGGUUAUACACGGGAUUAUUUAUCUGCUUCUCGCACUGCCAGGAUGGCAGCAGGUGGCACUCGGCCUGGAGGAAGUCAGGACUGUCGAAGUGGACAUUGGACAGAAUUUAACUGUGGCCUGUGCUAACGACGAUGUGUCGCAGCAUCCUGGCAAUAGCACCAAUGUCAUGUGGGUCAGGGAGGGAAGGGAGGACAAGCAGUUUCAGAGAAUGAAAAUCGGCUCCAAUAAGGCACUGCAGCUGGUCAAUGUCAGUGCUGAGGAUGCCGGCAAUUACUUCUGCACACUGGAUAACGACAGUGGGGCGAAGAAGACGAGGAUCAAUAUACAAGUUAAAACUCCACCUCCUGCCCUCCACAACGUAUGGGUCAAGCCAUCCACAAUAUUGGCGAAUAUUCUCUGGGAGGUGAAUGGAACUGGUGGUUACCCAAUUAUUGACUUCACUGCCGAGUAUCGUUUAAAGCCAGUCCCGGGGAGAGAGCCUGAGGACUGGAAACCGAUUAUUCCAACGCACAUACCACCGAACUCUAGACAAAUCGAUGUUUACCAUUUGGAGCCAAACACAACGUAUUUAUUUCGCGUAUGGGCGACGAACAGGCUUGGUCGUGGGGAAAUUGUCGAGGUCGAGGGCCACACGCACUUUUCCGACGAGGAUAAAGAGCUUGCCAAGCAUCUUUUGGCAGGAGUUGAAAAUUUCGACACUCGAAUCUGGGUAGCAGCUGUAGCUAUUGUUAUGGGAACACUAAUGGUCCUCGGUUUAGGUACCUGUUAUCUCCUAUAUCGUGAGUGGAAAGUACCCUCGCAGCUGGAGGAACAGGAAGUGAUUGAACUCGUACCAAAUAUCAUAUUAAAUCCUGGAUUUUUUGACGAAAGAAGUGAGCGCAUACCGCAGGAUGAAAAUUACAACACCCACACGACAACUCGAUUGAAUAAUAACACUGUCAUUCUCCCGAGACGCCUCUAGCGAUCAUUUGUUCGAACAAAAUAGCCCGUUAUUGCGGUUUAACUGGAGAAUUUCCCAGUAAAUAAUAACGAAGUUGUAGUGUUUUUGACCCGUGGGCCCUCGGGGGGAGGGGCAAUUUUUUAAUGCAUUGUUGAGUUUUUUUUAACAAUGAAAGUGUUCAAAAAGUUUGGGAAAAAAGACUUUUUGCUAAUUCACGCCGAUUUUUUCAUUUUAAUAAGAAAAAAAAACACGUUGAUGAACGGUCGCUUGGGGCAGGGAGGAUCGACCAGUUGUUGAUUGUCGACUGCAUUUUUUAAUUGAUAAAUACGUUUAUGGUAAUUGUAAAAAUUCCGUGGUGAAAGAAAUGGAAUUUUUGGGGGGGAAAAUUCAUCGAGAAAGACUGCAGCGUCUGACGAUGGUCUCGAGAUUUUUUUUUUCCAAGGGUUUCGGGGAGACCAUCUGAGGACGAGAUUUAUCUGAUCUAUUGUUGAUCGAUUAUCGAUUGUACUCAAUUUUUCGCAUGACACUGUCUCAAUUUUUCGGUUCGAUUGAAUUAAGUCAAAUGCUGGGGAUGGGGUUAUCGAGUAUGCGCUUUUGCUCUCGUCAUUGGGCAGGAAUUAAUCUUCGGGGAAAUGUCUUAGGACAUUUGACGAAACACUUGGGGAUACAGAGGGAUCGCUCGUUUCUCUGUGUUUGCGAGUGUUUAUUCAUUAAAGUAGCUCUACCCUUGCGGUAAAUUCAACGAUUAUUGAAAACUGCACAAAAAUGCAGAAAA
This is a messenger RNA of Diachasma alloeum, 1874 nucleotides long. Its product is annotated as Down syndrome cell adhesion molecule homolog. Gene Ontology annotation, biological process: cell-cell adhesion. The record is from RefSeq and is a predicted model, not a curated record. NCBI's taxonomy places the organism in Eukaryota, Metazoa, Arthropoda, Insecta, Hymenoptera, Braconidae. Gene Ontology annotation, molecular function: protein binding. The transcript has 6 exons. Bases 158 to 1120 code for a protein of 320 amino acids.